Molecule: messenger RNA, 3412 nt
Organism: Acromyrmex echinatior (Panamanian leafcutter ant)
Lineage: Eukaryota; Metazoa; Arthropoda; Insecta; Hymenoptera; Formicidae
Cellular component (GO): nucleus
Source: RefSeq, a predicted model, not a curated record
GCCACAUGCAUACACGCGCGCGCAGUGCGCACAUGAUCAUUAGAUUUUAUGAUGAAUGUGUUAAUAUUUGUGCGGUGAAGUUGCAAUACACAUAGAAUUUAGAAUUUAUCGAUAUUUCGUCACAACGAGUGAUCAUCAUGUGUGAUUUGUAGAACAGAAAUAUCGACAAUUGGGUCAUUCGUUCACUGCGAAAUUUUUUUUCCACACCAUUGAUUGUGAACGAGGAACAAUUUUUCCAGUCAACUCGGAAUGUUAUUCGAUAUGUACAAUUGGAAAAAAGAUCAGUCCAUCGUACAGACAUCAUUGAAACAUCGUAUCCUUGAUACAUUUCGUCAUUGAAAAAUAAAUGCUCAGUAUGGAACAAAAUUUCUUAUCAAAUUAAAAUAUUAUUAUUAAAAUGAUAGAAUCUGAUCACAGUGAAAUUGAGGCAGAAGACAUGGAUAGACUACAACUAUCGUCUACUUCUGUAGAUAACACAUCAAAAAAAAGGCCAAGAGAUUCUGAAGAUGAAAUAGAUUUAUCUAAAAAACGACAAUGCUCAUUUAAUGAACAGUCAGAAAUAUUAGAGAGCGAUAACUCUAAAACUAUUUCAGAAAAAAAUAAUUCAGAGAGAUGCUAUGUGAAAGUGGAAAGAUAUAAAUUGUAUCAAGAAAAACAGCAAAGUGUACAAGAGGUAUCUCUAUCUGAAUCAGACAUGGAUGGGAAGAAUAAGGAGAAACAAGGAGAUAAUUCAAAGCAAGAAAAUGAAAGAGAAACUGAGAAUAAUAUUACUUUAAACAAAAAUUCUGAAGAAAUAAAUAUUAAGGAGAAAAUUGUGGAAAGCAUGGAUAAUUCAUUCCAAAAGUGUAUUACAAAUGUAAGUGUGAUGUCUAUUCCUGAAAACAAGAAAGAAACAACAGGAGAUAAUAAAGUUAAAGAAGAAAGUGGCAAAACGAUGACUAAAGAGGAAAAUAACAAGGAGGAUGAAAUGAAAAAACGACAUAUCGUUAAGAAAUGUACUGUCGAUACAGAAGUGGUAGAUGGACUGGAGCUUUUCGUGGAAUGUGCGAGUGAUAGGGAAGAAUCUAGUUCUGAGAGUGAAGAUGAAAAAGAUGUGAAACCACGACCGAAGACAAUAAUCGUGAAUGCAGAGCCAAAUGAAUCGGAAUUAGACUGUUCGUCAGAAGAAGAAGAGGCUGAUUUGCAACAGAUCGCCGACACAUUGAAGAUCAAAUCAGAAAAAAGUAGGGAAAAAGCAGCGAAGAAAAAAGGUUCGCGAACAAGUUUUAGUAAAUUGAAGACUUCUGGAUCAGAGGAUAGUCGGAAUAGCAAUUCAGACGAGGAUUAUAGUCCACGGAUGAAAAAGAAAAUGACAAAAUCUCCAGCUACGAGAAAAUCGACAACCGACAAACAUCGCUCGAUCGAAUCAAAAAGAGGACGAGGUAUAAGAAGUUCUCACCCAAAAAAUACCGAAUGUCUAAUGUCCAACGAUGAGGAUACUACUGCAGCAGAGAAAGCCAAUAAAACGACUGAAAUUAAGAAUGGACUGCAGGGAGAAUUAUCGAAUAUGGAAUCGUCCAGUAAAGAUGAUGAAAGUGACAAUAAUUCCGGAAAAGAAGAAAGAUCUAUGAAAAGUGGAAGGGGAAGCCGUGGUAAUGACAAAGGAGAUAAACAGAUACAGAGAUUGAAGAAAUAUUUAAAGGUUGCUGGUGUGAAAAUUCAAUCGUAUAAUCGCAUUUGGGCCGAUUGUAGGAAUAACGCUGCAAAAGUUAAUCGUCUGAAGGAAUUAUUAAAGAAAAACGGUAUUAGUGGUAAACCAUCGUUGGAAAAAUGUAAACGAGUGAGAGAAGAGAAUGAAAAGAUGAAGGAGGUAUCUGAAUUGGAUAUGUCAAACAUUAUAUCUGAAGGACGAAUUACGCGCGCACGAAGAAGUAUGGAUACUGUUAAAAAGACACUUUCAGACACACCAUCGCGAUAUCGAGAACAUAACACUUUUAGGCGUAUUCAAACUGUUGUUGAUAGUGAUUCGGAAUAGAGGACAUAGCAUGCUCUCACGAUAAAUGUUGAAUAUAAUUGUAAUAUAAAUUUAAUGGCGAAUUCGGCACAUAUGCACUUAAUCCGCUCUAGUGCUGCCCUGACAUGCCCUGCAAGUGCAAAACUACUUUAGUGCUAUGCCAAAUUGCACUGUCAGAAACGUUGCAACAUUUUUUGAACUCGUUCGGUUCAUUCAAUUGGUCUAAAUAUAAAUUCAGCAGUACACUCAGUUUUCAUUUGCCAACUACGAUAAUCUUAACGCACUGAAAUAGUGCGCACAAGCCAAAUGCAUGGUAUUGAAAAAGUUCGCACUCGGUGCGCACUAGUGUGGUCUAGUCUGCCGAAUUCGCUAUUAUAAGGCCAGAAUCAGACUAUAUAUAUAUAUAUAUAUUGUAGAUUAAGAUUAAAGAUUGAAAUUUCACCAAUGAAGACAAAGAAAUUUUGACUUCUUUUGUUCUAAUUGAUCAAACUUCAAUCUUUCAAUCUUCAGUCUCAUUCUUCAAUGCGUAGUCUGAUUCCAGUCUAAGUAUUUAAACAUCAGAGAACAGGUACCAACAAUUGUGUAUAUAUUCGUGCGCGCGCGCGCGCGCGCGCGCGCGCGUGUGUGUGUGUGUGUGUGUGUGUGUACACGCUGUCCUGUCCACAUCUAUGUAGAAUGUUUUGUGUUUUUAAAUUUUCAUAUAUCAUCAAUUAUCAUUGUUUCUUACAUUAUAGUGUGCAGUUAUCAAUUAAUAGUAAUUUUCAUUGCGUACCGCGUGUUACAUCAACAAUAUUAGUCAUUAAUGUCAUUAUAUCGAACUACUUUCUCUAGCAGCCAUUAUAUUUAUCAGUACAUUGGGCUUUCUUCUCCAACAAGCAUUACAUUUAUAAAUAAAAUGUAAUCCAUCAACGCGCUUCCCAUACGCAUCUGCGUGCCUAGAAAACCUGACAUGACUUAUCAGUGAACAUUGCAAUACAUUGAUACAUGAAAAUACGAAGACAAAUUUUUAUUUUCAUCGUAUUGAUUUAUUCCCCUACUUAAGAUAAGUUGCUGAUAUACGAAAGCUUGUAUAUGAAAAAGGUGAUUUUGGAAUUUGUAUAACACCUAUUUGAUACGAAUAAUGAUAAUUGUGUACAUAAAUAAGAAUAAAAAAAAACGUAAAACAAGAAAUUCUAUCAGAUUUAUACUAUCAAAUGAUUGAAAUGAGUGACGCGUUUUGCUUAAAAAAUAACAUAUUUUUAAGUACGUAUUAGAAAUUGAUUUGUAGCGUAUAAUGUAUAAUGAUAAAAAAAAUUUAUUUUCAAAUCUACAUGCAGCUUCAGCUAAUGUUAAAGACAGCAAUUGGAAAAAGCAAAUCGAGAGCACAGAUCUUUAUAGUCUUUCAUAUCUUCAAAUAUAAUUAUAAAAAGCAAAGAAAAA